AGCGAGUGGAAUGUUGAUACAUUGUUGUUGUUUUGUAGCCGAUCGGGAGUUCUGAGACGGCUCGGGCCGAGCGCUGGCAGGUCUGUCCCGGUGGAACCAACCCCAGCUCGUCCGCGGACACCGCGAGGCGUCCCUGCGCGAUCCCGACACACACGGUCCGCGCUCACAAGUAGCAUUUCGGUGGGAUCCAGUUGAAGUCAUACAGGGUAUGACGACUAAUUUCAAAGCGAGCAAAGCUUUAAAGGUAAAGAAGGAGGCGGGUGAGAAUGCCCCGGCGCUCAGCGACGACGACCUGGUCUCGAUGUCGGUGCGCGAGCUCAACCAGCACCUGCGCGGCCUGACCAAGGAGGACGUCGUCCGGCUGAAGCAGCGGCGGCGCACCCUGAAGAACCGGGGCUACGCCGCCAGCUGCCGCAUCAAGCGGGUGACCCAGAAGGAGGAGCUGGAGCGCCAGAAGUCGGAGCUGCAGCAGGAGGUGGACAAGCUGGCGCGGGAGAACGCCAGCAUGAAGCUGGAGCUGGACGCCCUGCGCUCCAAGUACGAGGCGCUGCAGAACUUCGCCCGGACCGUCACCCGAGGGCCUCUGUCCCCCGCCAAGGUGGCCACCACCAGCGUCAUCACCAUCGUGAAGUCGAGCAACCACAGUGCAAACUCGGCCCCCUUCUCUGCCCCCUCCUAGUGCCGGCAGGGGGGGCCAGCCCGCGAGCUGUGUCACUGUGCGCCACUCUGCCCUCAGAUCUCCAGGCUCUCACAGAAACCCCCAUGUGCCUCAGCCCUCGAUGGAGACCUAGCAAAGCACUUAAGGAAAAAUUAAAAUGGCAAAAAGACUGGUCGAACAAACUCCACUUCUUUUGGCGUCUUUGCUCUUGCAAGCUGAAAACGCAGCUAUUGUUUGGAGACCCGGGGUGAGGUUCUUUGGUAGAUUACAGUAGGCAAAAAUGCCAAUAAAUGAGACCCUGUCCUGACAAUAGCGAUUCCUAUCUGAUGAGACCCGGAAAACAUGUUAUUCAAAGACUGUAAGAACAGCAGUCGUAUAAUUAAUCCUAACAGCUAUGAAAUUGCAAAGUGUAAUUCAUACUGAGACUCAUUAAAAACACAACAAACGCUCGUUUGUUGCAUUUUUAAUGCCCCUCGGUAUAUUAAAGUUGGAUAGCCUGAGGUCUACAGAGCUUUGUGUCACCCAAGUAAAUUUGAGGAAAAAAAGCUGGGCUUCAUUAAAGCUUUAUUAUCUGAUGCCUGGUUGCUGCUGGAUGAUUAAAAUGAUAAGUUAUUAUUCUUUGAAAGGCUCUUACUGUCUUACUGUAAAAUGCCAUAGUAGAAAUUAAAACUUAGCACUUGUGUAGAACUUAUUUUUUAAUAUAGCUUGUAGAUAAAAACCGAUACCAAGAGGAUGCCUUUCGCAACUCAUGUGUUUAACUAGACCUAUUCAGGAUCUGAGUUUCUAAUCAGAAUUAAUGUCUAGAUGAUGAUGAUUAUAAUUCAAUAUAAUGUAUUUUUAUAUGUUCAGAUCAUUUUUACAGAUAAUGAUGGGCUAUGGAAUGCAUCGUUUGCUGUACUUUAUCUUAAGCACAUGGUUUUGUAUGAUCUUGAUUGUUUUCCUGAAGCCUUUUUGCUAUCGAUACCAUAUUUAGUGGUAGGUAAUCCAUAUUGGAUAUGAGAUAAGGGGAGAUGCCUUGACAAAAAAUGCAAUGUGAUUAUUUCCUGUAUAUUACAGAUUUUAAAUACUUCCUUUCAAGUUUCAACAGGAAAAAAAAAUCCUAAAUGCAGUUUUCUCCCUAAGUGUGAAAAAUUCUGUCCUCCAUUCCUACCGCUUUGUUACCUUGAAGUGACGCUGCCGGCGUGGGUACACUUCAUACGAUGCAUUUUGUAUGGUCAUACUUUCACAUUUUGACACGAACAUUAGGGUAAGGAAAAUCCUUAAGGGUGAACUCCAGUGCGCAAGAAUUUAAAUGGGAAAUGGUCUCUGUGAAUAACAAAACAGAGGUGGUCAUAGACCUUCUUUUCAAAUAUUCUGGACAUUUACAGGCCCUCUGUGAAAAUGCAGGGUAGUCCAUUUAGACAACUGAGCAUCGCAGGAGCAAACACAGUUUAGUUUUGUCACUAGUCCAAGUUCCCAUGAUACUAGUGUGUCAGCUGGUUUUGCAUCCAGCGGAGCUCUUCAUUACUUAAUUGAACUUAUAAUUUUAAGAUUUAGAAUGAUAUAUUUUGCUUUAAGCUCCUAGUCUGCAAACAACUUUGAGUGCUGCUUAUUGUAGCUGAAAAUGAUGCAGAAUAUCUAUUUAAGAAAUGUUCUGACUCAGUCCAUUUCAGUCUUAAUGAAUUUAUAUUGAAUACAAAGGCUUAAUGAAGUAACAGGGGCAGCAUGGUGGUACAGUGUUUCGCAUUGGCUGCCUUGCAGCACUGGGGCCCUGUGUUCAGUCAGGAGGUGCUGUCUGUGUGGAGUUUGUAUGUUCUCCCUCUGUUUGUGUGGAUUUCCUCCCGCAGUUCAAAGACAAGCUGGCAGGUAAACUGGCCCCUUUAGUAGACAUUUGAAAUAGUCCACAAAACCUGUGCAUUCAAAAGCAAUUUUGCAUAAUCCAAAAAUCGCCGCCAUCUAAGAACCUGGGUCUUGUACAGGCGCCCCCUCCCAGUGAUUGCUCCUGCGGAUUAACUGCAGGGCGCAGGAGUGAGAACUGGAGUUGGCUCGAUGAGGAGUUCUUUCUUACCCAGUGGACACGACUGUGUUUCCCCAUCACAGGACCCUUCUCUGCUUUAGUGUGGGGAGACUUUGCUGCUGUAUGGCCAAUUGUGUAACUAAGUAAGGUCAUUGCUGUGCUCUUAUUAUUUUACAUUCUCAUAUUAAUUUUUGUAUUUAGUUUAUAGUUCUGUUUAACGUGCUCCAGGGCAUGAAAUAACGUGGGAGUGGUCAGAUCUUGAUGUUAACUCCACAAGUAAUUACAGAGAUUCUUGUUUAACAGUUUUUUUUUUUAAGGUUAGUUAUUUGUCAUGUGUUUCUUUGUGGGAAUCACUGCUGUGUACUAUGUGAGCCCAUUCUGCUGAAGGUGUUCAUCACAAAUAAAGCACCAGUGUAGUUUUAACUCAGACAUAUACUAUACUCCCAGAAGCUGAUGACACUUUUGCUUAGUCAAUUAAGUGAUUAGGUCCUAAAGGUUGAUGGAAAUUUCCAAAUGGUAGUGUGUGUACAGACUUACAGAAGCAUCAGCAUUCUGUAAUUUAAAUGUGUUAAACUUAAACUUCUAAACAAAUACCGGCUAAUACACUGAGAAAAGGUAUUACUGGAAAAUUAGGUUAAUAUAUAGUAUUUAUUAUUAUACUUAGUAGUGGAUAACUGUUUUCUGAUAAAAUAUACCAAUACUUCAAUACAAAAAAUAUUUUUUUAAUGACAACACUUUGAAGAAAUCCUUUUUUAUAUUCCUUUUUAUAGUUAGUGCUAAGGAUUAUGGCUGUAUUAUACUGUAAGGCUGGGAAAAAAGGGACACGUUGUAUUUUGAAGUAAAAUGAUUUGCGUCUGUAGAGUGUAAUCACUUUAAAAAAUCUUAACGUCAAUUAGUAAUGUGUGGUGUAAUUUUUCUAGCAUCAGCAAUGAAAUGGCAGCUCAGCACACCGAUGGCAGUAUAUAAAGAAGUAAUCUGGUGCAAAUAAUUCUGCACUUUUUUUUGGGCUUCUUUGAAAAUAGGUUAAAGGGAUUUGUUAUAGGUAUUUGAGGACAGUCGGGCAUUUACAGUACAAUCUCUUUUUUUAAAACCUAGGACUUUCGUAAAAGCUGUUCCCACUAGCUUGUUUUGUAGAGAAUUAAACCCACAAUGACCCUAAGAGAAGAUUUGUUUUUGUAUGAACACACAAAGUGUAACAUUGUAACUUACUGAUAUUGACAAAUGAUUACAUGUUAUCAUUCGACGAAGCAGGUGUAUUUGUACCUCUUACGGUCUCCUGAUUGUUUUUUCAUAUUGUAAAAUUCAUGGUAGGACAUUUUAUAUGUUGUUAGAAUUCUCUAAAUGGCAUGGCUGUGUGCCACAAUUACUACUGUACAUAGUUCUAGAUGUUUGGCUGGCUCUUAACCUCAGCAAACAAAAACAAAUCUUGUAAUUAAGUAUCCCUUUUUCUAGACAUUACUGACACCAAGUGGUAAUAUUAAAUAGUUUCUUUUACUGCUUGAAAAAUUCAAAACUCGACAUUGAAAUCACCAGGUGCGUACUACGUUUUGACUAAGACCAAGUUAAUGAUUAGAUUCAGAUAAGAUGGCGACAGAACUUCAAGUUAAAAAAAGAACAGACGCUAUCGUGCCAUAGAAAGACACCUUUUCUGCCAAGUUUUAGGUUGCGAGGUUCAGUGAUGAGAACUGUACUCUUGUAGUGGAUAAUUUCAGCUGUACACAUGUGCACUAGUUGUAAUGAUGUUCAAGAAGUUUUAGAACGCCAAGCUUGAGGGCAGAUGCACUCUUUUAAUUGACGGUGGUAUCAUUUUGAAAGGUUACAUGGACAAAAAGUACCCUCAGCUCAUUACCAGAUAUAUUUUUCUGUGUAUAUUAAUCAUGGAGACUUGAGGUAGUGUUCUUGUACAGUGUUUUUGCAUUUGCAUCCAGUAACAUAAUGCAGAGUGCCACACGCACACAACUCACUGGCGUGUUAAUCUCAAAAAGAGCGUGCACAACUGAGAAAUAACCCAGAAUGGACCUUUCGCAUGAAGUUGUUUGAGUCCACGGAGAAAAAGAUGGAACUGGAAACGGAAUGGCAGAAAACAGUGGAAAAGGUAGAAACAGAAUAGGACAUUUCUACUCUGUUGCAUACAGUAUCUAUGUUUUAAGUAUGUGUGCGUAUGUAGGCAAUGUUUCCUUUGUGUGGUGCUACCUAGACUUGUUUCAUUUGUUAUGGAAUAAGCAAAAAGAAAGUUAUUGGGUUGAAUGUGUUAUCUGUCAAAAUUGGUACUGUGUUAAAGAAAAUAUCAUUUGUUACAUACUGUAAAAAUCACAUUUUGGUCCUGAAUUUGUGCAUUUGGGCUGAUACGAGUUAUUCAGUUUCUUAUAUUAAGGUAUAACCAGCUCUCAAGUAUUUUUCAUAUACUCACUUGACACAAAAAGCUCAACUGGGAGUAAUUCUUCACAAAUAUUUACAAAAACUUUACUUCUGAACUCUAAGAGCUAUGAAGUAUAGAACCUAAUUCUCUUGGAUAAUAUUAAAGAACAAAUCUCACAUUGGGUGAAAACACUAGAAUUGAAAUAUUUCCUGCAAAUUAUGUUGCAAGGGGUUGUAUUUGAGGUGUGUAUACAUAUGUAUAUCUGAUUAAUUGUUCAUAUUAAAAGAUGCAAAAACCGUGUCUUUGUAAGCUUGAUAAAAGUCUGCAAUUAUCUUUCACAAAUUAUGCUUCCUCUCCUGGCAAGUUAUUUUCCUCCUGCAGGAGAAUUUUAACCAACUUCAGUGUCGCUGCUUCUGAAAUGAAUUAACAGUCUGUAUCCAGAUUAAUUCUCAACCCAAACAUGUUACACUAUUUUCCAAACGUUUAUACAUUUUAAGUUAAAAAAAGUUGAGCAAUUGAGUCCUAUUUUUACUGUGUCUAAAUACUAGACAUCUGAAGAGUAAGGAGUUCAAGACAGAAGAUAAUAGGAAUGUGAUUUUUAUCACUAAAUUUUUCAAAGAUAUAUUUCGAAGAUCAAUAUACAGGUCUGUAAAAUUACAAAUGUUACAUAAAUUCCAGAGAUUUUAUCUGUCCAAAUGCCAAUUCCAGACAGUAGUGGACUCUUAACAGCAUUAUGAGUGGUAAUAACAUUUAAGAGGUUAAUGACAUUGAACACUUGCAGAAUACAAGACAAAACAUUGUAAUCUGAUUUUUUUUUACUUCAGUUACUCUGUUUAUAUGUAUUUUAUUUGUACUUCAGUAUUUAUUGUUCCUGUUAUGUUUUAUUUUUUUAAUAUAAAUUAUUGGAUUUUAUUUACAUUAAUUUUGGAUAGUAAUGACUGUACCCUCAUGUACAUAUAGAAUGUUUUCUCUUUUUCAAGAUCUGACCGAAAAUAAGGAAGUAAUUUAUUGCUGUAUAUAAGAGUCUGCUGUGCCCGUUUUUUACUUUUCAAUAAAGCAUUUUUGUCAUGGGGAAAAAAGGC
Molecule: messenger RNA, 6095 nt
Organism: Lepisosteus oculatus (spotted gar)
Lineage: Eukaryota; Metazoa; Chordata; Actinopteri; Semionotiformes; Lepisosteidae
Gene: mafk
Product: v-maf avian musculoaponeurotic fibrosarcoma oncogene homolog K
Biological process (GO): regulation of transcription by RNA polymerase II
Cellular component (GO): nucleus
Molecular function (GO): RNA polymerase II cis-regulatory region sequence-specific DNA binding; DNA-binding transcription factor activity, RNA polymerase II-specific
Source: RefSeq, a predicted model, not a curated record